CCGUGACCCGCCCUCGCGGCCGCGAGCGGCCCGCCCCCACGGCCGCGACGGUCCAGAGGCGUUAUGGGCGGCGCACCGCGAUGUCCGGCCCCGCGGGGGCGUGCGGGCAGCGGGAGGUCGUGGACUUCCUCGCCCGCUGCGCCGACUGCGAGGAAGAGUUCGGCCCAGACAGCUCGCUGUGCGCAGGCCUGAGGGAGCCCUCGUCCGAGCUCGUCGUGCCCGAGGCCGUGCAGCCGCAGGUCGCGGGCGACCCGGAGCAGCGAGGCCUUCGCACCUACGUCGCGGAUGCCGGGCUCCCACUGCUGCACCCGCCAGUGCGGGAGGGCCGCGUGCUGUACCUCAGCGGCGAGUUCCCAGAGCACCCGGUCGUGGUGCGCCUGGCGCUGCACAGGAACGGCUUCGCCUCGGAGCCGCUGGGCCCCCUCGAGGGCGCGCCGGCCCACCCGGGCGCCGCCGCCGUUGCGCGCCUCAGCGUCUGCUGGUCGCCCUUUGCCCUCGUGCAGGCGUGCCGGCUGCACACGGUGGAGGCGGACCGGGCGCUGGGCGGCGGCGUGCGGCUCUUCAAGAUCUCCGUGUUCCACCACGGGGUCACGCACGCGUUCGCCACGCAGGGCCCGGCAGCGGACGAGGAGCGCGCCCGGUGGGUGGCCGACAUCGCGCGGGCCAUCCGCUUGCUCACCCAGUCGCUGUUCCCCGCCUUCACCCUGCGCGCCUACCCGCUGGAGGGCGCCUCCUGGACCGCGAUGAGGCUCCUGGCAGGCUACCUGCUGCUCUGCGACACCUGGGGCGUGGCCCUGGUGUACGCGGAGCUGCACGCGUUCUGGGACGGCGUCGCGAUGUUCUACGCCUACCAGGA
Molecule: messenger RNA, 856 nt
Organism: Prorocentrum cordatum
Lineage: Eukaryota; Dinophyceae; Prorocentrales; Prorocentraceae
Source: the annotation of a GenBank genome assembly